Gloeophyllum trabeum ATCC 11539 is the source of this 1562-nucleotide messenger RNA. RefSeq lists its product as uncharacterized. The coding region runs from base 64 to 1356 and encodes 430 amino acids. Gene Ontology annotation, cellular component: mitochondrial crista junction; MICOS complex. Gene Ontology annotation, biological process: cristae formation. NCBI's taxonomy places the organism in Eukaryota, Fungi, Basidiomycota, Agaricomycetes, Gloeophyllales, Gloeophyllaceae. The transcript has 4 exons. The record is from RefSeq and is a predicted model, not a curated record.
CAUUUCCCUCUCACGUCGCGGACGACGACGGGGAAGGUGUUGCACCUAUAAUACAUUCGUAUAAUGCGAAUACGAGUGCCGCGGCACGCGCUGGCUGCCUCCGUAGGAGCCCUGGCCGUCUCUCACGAGAGCUCGAAAGAAAAGCUUCCUAUAUAUCCCCAGCCGGAACCCCCUAUCAUCGUUCUUGACGAACCUUCAGAACUCGAGAGGCAAAUCGGGUCCGUUCGGAGGCAGGUUGUCGGCGCGUAUUCGAAUGCACACGCCAAAGUGCAGGGCGCUGUGUCGCGCUGGAUCGGUGUCGAGCAUGCCGUAGAAAGUCGCGUAAAGUCUCUAAUUGAUCCCUCGGAAGAAAUCACCCCGGGCCUGCUCUACACGACUAUUGCGACCCUCUCCACCUCUAUCGUCACGCGCUCGCGAUCCCUCCCCGUUCGUUUCGUCCUCCCCCCGACCGCUUUCCUCGUCUCCCUCUCGUACUUCCUCCCCAAGACCUCCGCCAAUGUCUCCGCGUACACCACCGAGCUCGAGGAGCGGUACUUCCCCACGCUCGCAGAGAAGCAUGCCAUCGCGCGCGCACACUCCGGCAUGCUCGUGGAGAGGAUUAAGGACGGGUACCAGUCGGGAAGGGAGCAGAUGGGCGCGGGGCUCGGAAAGGGUGUGGACUGGGCGCAGGGCGUGACAGGCUUGAAGAUUCGCGAGGCGCUUGGGUGGAGUGAGGACGUACUGGAGGGGGCGGAGGCGCGUGCGCGCAGUGUCACCAGCGAGGUGGGAAAGCUGCUUGAACACGACAAAGAGAACCUCAAGGGCUUUGCCAAGGAGGUCGCGGAUGAGGCCAAGGCGCGCGUUGAGGUGGGCAGGGAGAAGUUGGAGCAAAUGACGGAGACGGACAAAGGCCUUCUCAGCCGCUGGGGGCGGAGCGCCCCUUCCUCCUCCGACCCGGUCGUAAAGAGCAGAGAGUUCGUUGGGGAGGUGGUCGAUGGGACUAUUGACCGUGCCCAGGCUACCGCCUCCGAGGUUUCGAAGAUGGUGGAGACCGACAAGGCUCUUGUCCGUGAUCUAGGCAAGUCUUCGUCUUCGACCCAAAGGAACCCAGUAGAGAAGGCGCAUGACUUUGUCGGCGACGUCGUCGAAGGGACAGUCGAACGAGCGCGUGCAACUGCCGCUGAGGUCUCGAAGAUGGCGGAGACGGACAGGAAGCUGGCGGGUGAGGCGAAGGAGUGGGUCGGCGAUGUCGUGAAGGAGACGGAGGCGCGGUCGAAGGCUGCGAGCGAUGAGCUGGGCAAGAUGCUAGAGAAGGACAAGGAGCUCGCAGCCAAGGAGGAGGAGGAGGGGAAGAAGGAGGUCAAAAGACUUGUCUGAUAAGGUAUAGAUAUUGGACAAGGACAUUUUCUCUCGAUCCGCUGUGUAUGCCCGUCCAGUCCGUGUUUGGGAGAAGAAGUGUUGCGGAUCAAGGUAUGUUUACUUCCACACUGUCAUCAGACGUGUACGACAGGAGUGCGGGGUCCGAUGUCGGCUUCUACAAGUGUUUCUACUGUUGCUCAUCCGGACUUGAGUGUCAUUCGGCU